AUACAUUGGCAUUUUCUCAUCGAAAGAGGUCGACAUUUAUCUUACACAACAUUUCACCUCUAACGUUAGCGUUAUACCGGCACAUUUCUUGUUCUGUUAUUUGAUUAAAUCACCUUUAAAAAAUGUUCGGACUCGUUAGUAGACCAGCAAGGAGGAUUGGACAGACGUUGUCCUAUCUGCAGAGACACAAUAGUACCUUGAUAGUGGCAGAGCACAACAAUGAGAGUCUUGUACCCAUAACCCUCAACGCCAUCUCGGCUGCCAAGAAGGUCGGGGGAGAGAUUUCCUGUCUUGUUGCUGGUACCCAGUGCGCUAAGGUGGCAGAAGAACUUUCCAAAGUUUCCGGUGUAACCCGUAUCUUGGUUGCAGAUAGUGAGGAGUACAAAGGUUUCCUCCCGGAAGCACUUACCCCGCUUCUUUUGGCCACUCAAAAACAAUUCAACUUCAGCCACAUUGCAGCAGGUGCAUCCAGCUUUGGGAAGGGACUGCUACCCCGGCUGGCGGCUAAGCUCGACGUCGCCCCCAUCUCUGAUAUCAUCGAUGUCAAGGGUCCAGACACGUUUGUGAGGACAAUUUAUGCAGGCAAUGCUAUCGCUACAGUGAAGUCUCUAGAUGCCCUUAAGAUCUUCAGUGUGAGGGGGACGGCAUUCGAACCGGCAGAAGCCACAGGAGGAGCAGGGGCAUCAGAGCAAGCCCCUGCCUGUGAUGCCAAGAAUGAGCAAUCAUCAUGGGUCAGCCAGUCAUUAUCCAAGAGUGAUCGGCCAGAACUGACCAGUGCAGAAACGGUCAUCUCCGGAGGGCGGGGCAUGAAGAGUGGUGACAACUUUGAACUCCUGUACACCCUUGCCGACAAGAUGAACGCAGCCGUGGGUGCUUCCCGCGCAGCUGUCGAUGCCGGUUUCGUUCCCAACGACAUGCAGGUCGGACAGACUGGCAAGAUCGUCGCUCCACAAUUGUACAUAGCCGUUGGUAUCUCUGGUGCAAUUCAACAUUUGGCCGGUAUGAAGGAUAGCAAGACUAUCGUCGCUAUCAACAAAGAUCCUGAAGCACCUAUCUUCCAAGUUGCUGACCUCGGACUCGUAGCUGAUCUUUUCAAGGCUGUCCCAGAAAUGACAGAGAUGUUGGACAAGUAAUGGUGACCUAGACCAAUUCGAAUCAGUGUCAUCUAUGAGAACUCCCCUGAUUACUUGUUCAACAUUCAUGGCCGGGGCAUGUAUCCACAAACUGCCCAUUUCAAGACUGUAUUGUUAAAGGAAUGCCUGAUGCUGUGGGUCAUCUUGUGCACUGGGCAAUCAAUGUGAUCUGAUAUCCUUCUCAAUUUAUUUCACGCAUUGUUGGAAUGAACACUAAUGAAAAUAACUUUCAGUGAACAUGAACCAAUUCAUCAUAGACUAUGAGCUAGGAUGUAAUUUGCCAGCAGACACUGUAUAUCACUGUAAUUAUUGAAUCCAUAUGAUGAUUCUUUAAUACCUGAUGUACAGAUUAAAUGAAGAUAUUGAUAACACAACUACAUGUACAUGUCAUGUAUUGAUUUUAUUCUAAAAAGAUACCGGUAAUUAAAUGUUCUUUAAAAUACGAUAUAUUUGUUUAAUUUGUCUACACUACCAUUCACAGUUCUUAAACUCACCAUUACAGUAUAAAAGCACAGAUCAAUUGAUUUGGUUCACUGAACCUUUUUUCUCUGCUUUCAUAGUGUUAUAGUGAGUUAAAGACUUGUGACUUGUAGUGUAAUCAUGGAUCCUACUAGUAGGAUACAUGGUGUAAUAGAGCUCACUUAUUAAAUCAAACGCAUUGGCUGGUCAAUAAUUGUUCAAGUUUCUGUUGUUUUAUGGCACUUGGGUAUGAUAUAAAUAACCCCACCAGGGUGUGUUAUUCAUAUCUGAAACAGAAAGAAUGCCAUAAUGAAUGACCUUAUGAUGAUAACCUUCUGUACAGAUUAAGCUGAAAUGAAAAUAAUGGGUAAUUCCAUAAAGUAGUCAACCAUUUGGACUCCUAUUCCCCCAUUUUCCCAUGUAUACUUCACCUCACAAACUCAUAAUUCAAAAGCAUUACGAAUGCACUCUUAUGAUAUGAACGAGGAAAUGGAGACAUUUCAGGAAGGUCAUGCUUAUACAUGAAGUAGUUGAUCAUGGUUAGACGUACACACUUUAUAGAAUUGCCCUGGAAACGACUGAUGUCAUUAAAAAUUGUGUCUGAAGGGUUGAGAAGAUUUAGCUUCUUAUCUUGGAAUAUACGAAGAAACAUGGUAGUUUUUAUGCCUGUAAUUAGAUGAAUACAUAUAAAUGUACGAACGAAUCCCCAUCUCUCUGUUAUUAUGUCGAACAUAGCUCUAUACUUUGUCACCGUUACUGUCUAAUGGGUUCACGCAUUCUUUGAUUUAAAUAUAUUUUCUGUAAAAUAUUCUACUAUUUGGGAAGAGAAACUUCUUUCAUGUUCAAUGAUAAAAUAUUGGCUAUUAUCCAUGUAUAAAUUUAUUAUCUGUGGUUGUAUUUUGCACAAAAUGAAUAUUCCUGUGAUGUUGGGUGAAAGAUGAUGUGUAGCAAUAUGUUGAUAAAGAUAUGAAUAAAAAAUAUGAAAUUUUACCUCAAA
Molecule: messenger RNA, 2589 nt
Organism: Lytechinus pictus (painted urchin)
Lineage: Eukaryota; Metazoa; Echinodermata; Echinoidea; Temnopleuroida; Toxopneustidae
Product: electron transfer flavoprotein subunit alpha, mitochondrial-like
Exons: 8
Coding region: 123-1133 (336 amino acids)
Biological process (GO): fatty acid beta-oxidation using acyl-CoA dehydrogenase
Cellular component (GO): mitochondrion
Molecular function (GO): flavin adenine dinucleotide binding; electron transfer activity
Source: RefSeq, a predicted model, not a curated record